GACGAAACGAGGUGGCAACGUGAGUGCCCGUAGAAGGGAGUUGGCUGCGUUGAGUGAAGCAGGAACCACUCAUUGCCACAAGAGCUUGAUGCAGAAAUAUUCGUGUCGGCAUUCGGCGCCCUGUGUGUGUUCGCGGUCACUGUUUUUAUUAUUGCCAACAAAAUGAUUGUUUUCUCUUGGAACCAGUUUUACUGUCAAGCUUGGGUUCUGUUUUUCGUAAGUUUUUCUGUGUUGAUUCUUUGGAUCUCUAGUUUCGCUUCGGAGGUUGCUAAGCAUUCUUCUAUACAAAACUACCAAGACUGUCACAGUACGAAGUUCGACAAGUAUUGUGUUCUAAAGGAAAAUCGUUUAGCAAGAGCGUCAUCUCUUUUGACUCCUCUCGUUAUUGAAUUUUGCAUUAUGAGUUUGUUCGCUCUUGCCGAGCUAUGGCAGGAAAUGGCUCGUCGUGAUACGAAAAAUCAGGAUAAAAGAGACAAUACUGAAGACAGACAUGUACCUACCACUUCGGCACUAGCUUCACAUGUGCCUCACAGUCAAGCAAUUCAACCAGGAAGCAACAUACGCGAGGACAGACAUUCAUCUGCUCUGGAAGUACUUUUAAAAGAUUCUGGCGGUCGAAGAGUGUUUCCUUGUUUGGUAUUUUUUUCUUUUUGGGCGAUUUUGGUUACAGUUUCUCUUUUUACUGAGCUAAACAACAUUAGCGAAGCUGCUUAUUUUAUUACAGGAGAGCCAACAGAAAGUUCGGUAAACGAACUGCCGUAUCAUCAUCUCUACUCUGAAGAGUUAUCUGCUAACGUCAGCAACAAAGUAAAGUGUGAAAGUGACGAGAAAAUAUUGAAAAAAUGUGACAACGAGAGUACUAUUAAUUCAAGUGUCGACAGCAAUAUUUUAGACGAGUGCAAUAUGCACAAUAAACUUGAAACCUACUAUAAAACGACAAUAUCCAUUAAUCUAGCUUGUGCAGCAGUUUUCGGUGUGCUUUUAUGGAAGUUAUGUAGAGGAAACCUUGUCAAAGAUCCUGAUCAUUCAUUUAGUGUCAGUGAUUUUAUCAUCAUCACAACAUGCAGUGCCGUCAUUGGCUAUUUGGCCUUGUGUAGUGCAGGAGGUAUCUACUGUCUACUCGAUCGCAGUGUGUGCGGUUGUUUGCUACAAGAAUAUUAUGUUUUGCAACUCGUCGAUAAUGCCACAGACUUGCUUCAAUUCAUUUUGCAAGGAGUUACUCUCUUGCUUGUAGAGCGUUAUCGAUUUCAUCGUUACGUCAGAGAUAAAGAUGAAGAAUGCUGCAAAAUUCCUUGCAAAGUUCUUCCCGGUUUGUUUCUUUUUCUCUUUGCUGUAAACUCUCUCAGGUGGGGUGCGGACUCUUUCUACGAGAUGAAGUCCGAGAAUGAUGCAGGAUUCUUUCAGACUCAGUACACGCUCUAUGGCAAAAGCAAAUGGCAUCUAUUCACUCAAGCGUCUUAUCCUUUGGCAGUAUUUUUUAGAUUUCAUAGCGCUGCUGUUUUUCUAAAAGCAUUUUAUCAUACUUGGCUGGAUUGACUGCAUGGAUAGGACAACUGUGGGUUGGUGAUAUAUAUGAUCACACAAUUGCUGAAUUGAUGUUUGCUGUAUUUAGCAGUAUUUGCAUAGUUGAUAAGUGGUUAAUAUCUUAUUACGUUCAUAGAUAUUCAAAAUCA
Messenger RNA from Corticium candelabrum, 1673 nucleotides. RefSeq lists its product as uncharacterized. Bases 163 to 1536 code for a protein of 457 amino acids. Gene Ontology annotation, biological process: proton transmembrane transport. Gene Ontology annotation, cellular component: membrane. Gene Ontology annotation, molecular function: proton channel activity. Lineage: Eukaryota; Metazoa; Porifera; Homoscleromorpha; Homosclerophorida; Plakinidae. The transcript is spliced from 2 exons. The record is from RefSeq and is a predicted model, not a curated record.